Messenger RNA from Oryza sativa Japonica Group (Japanese rice), 1997 nucleotides. Its product is annotated as probable serine/threonine-protein kinase PBL7. Lineage: Eukaryota; Viridiplantae; Streptophyta; Magnoliopsida; Poales; Poaceae. The record is from RefSeq and is a predicted model, not a curated record. Gene Ontology annotation, biological process: protein phosphorylation. Gene Ontology annotation, molecular function: protein kinase activity; ATP binding.
CCUUCCAGAGAAGGCCCUUGGAUCCCUCUCCAAGGCCUUCUCCCCCAAUCUCCCACCCUCCUCCCCCACCUUCCAUCUCCCCCAACCCCCCAUCGCCCUCUCCUUCCCCCCCUCCACGCGCGCGCGCGCCCCGGCGCGAUCGAUCGAUCGAUCGCCCCCUUCUCUCUUCCCGCGGGCGGACGCGCGGGCGGAUCGGGUGCGCGCGUGGGGGGCCAGGACGACAGCGUGCGUGUGUGCGCGGAUGGCGUGCCACGAGGUGGGCGCGCCGCGGCGGAGGUGGUGAGACGGGCGGGCUCGCGCGCGAUGGUUGUGUGAUCGGCGCGGCGCGGCUGCUCCUCGGUGGUCGGUCCGUGCGUCUUUCUUUUUCUUCUUUGGCUGGCGGCGGCGGCGGCGGCGGCGGACAGGGGUGGUGGUGGUGGCCGCCACGGGGAGGCAGGGAGGGGGCGCGAAGAUGAGCUGCUUCCCGUGCUUCGGCGGCGGAAAGAAGAAGAGCCUGAGUGCCGACACGGCGCGGUUCGACGACGCGGAUGCGGCGCCCGCGUCGCAGAUGACGCCGCCCGCGCCCGCGGCCGCGCCCAUGACGCCGCCCAGGCCCGAUCAGGCCCCCAAGCCAUCCGAGGACGCCUCGGCGGGGCUCGCCAUCGCCGGGCAGGCGUUCGCGUUCCGCGAGCUCGCCGCGGCCACCGACCACUUCACGCCGUACAACCUCAUCGGAGAAGGCGGCUUCUUCCGGGUCUACAAGGGUCAACUGGAGAAGACUGGGCAGACCGUGGUCAUCAAGCAGCUGGACAGGCAUGGCUUCCAAGGCAACAAUGAGUUCCUGGACGAGGUCUCGAAGCUCAGCCGGCUCCACCACGACAACCUCGUCGACAUCAUCGGCUACUGCGCCGACGGCGACCAGCGGCUCCUCGUCUACGAGUUCAUGUCCGCCGGCAACUUGGAAGAACACUUGUUCGAUUUGCCGGCGGACAAGAAGCCGAUGGACUGGUGCACGAGGAUGAAGGUGGCGUACGGCGCAGCGCAGGGGCUGGAGUACCUGCACGAGAAGGCGAGCCCGCCGGUGGUGUACGGCGACUUCAAGGCGUCCAACGUCCUGCUCGACGACGCCCUCACGCCGAAGCUGUCCGACUUCGGGCUCGCGCAGCUCGGCCAGGUGGGCGGCAACGCGCCGGCUCCGAUGAUGGGCUCGUUCGGCUGCUGCGCGCCGGAGUACGACCGCAGCGGCCAGGCCACCAUGAAGUCCGACGUCUACAGCUUCGGCGUCGUGCUGGUGCAGCUCAUCUCCGGCAGGAGAGCCAUCGACCCCGACAAGCCCACGGAGGAGCAGAACGUGGUCGCCUGGGCAAUGCCGAUGUUUAAAGACCAGAAGAGAUAUCACGAGCUGGUGGAUCCACUCAUCAAGAGCGAGUACGCAGCAAAGGCAUUGAACCAGGUGGUCGCCAUGGCCGCGAUGUGCUUGCAGGAGGAAGACUCCGUGCGGCCGUUGAUGGCCGACGUUGUCAUGACGCUGGGCUUCCUGACCUCACUGCCACCGGAUCCACCAGCUGCCAGCGUCCCAGCCCCAGCUCCAUCUGCCUCCCCUGCACCAAAAUCAGAUCACUCUGAUAGCUCGUCGUCGUCUUCCUCGGACGACGACGACGACGACAACGACAACGAAGAAGAGGAAGGGGAGGAAGAGGAGGAAGAAGAUGCAGAGGAGCAAUAAUAAGGGAAACUUUGUCAAAUGAUAUUAUUGUGGAAGCGAGAAGAAGAUCAAAUGUUAAACGCUUAAUUUGAAGGAUCAGGUGAUUAAACCAGAGAUGGUUUGAUGUGGAAGGAGUUGUAUACCUGAGUUAUUUUUUUUGACGUUUCUCAGAGGCCGUGGACAAUGUAAAUUGGGGGGUGGGGCUUCAACAAGUAAAUGUUUUUUGUUGUGAUAAUAACGAACAUGCUAAAUGGUUUAAAACGUAUGGCUUUGUACACUCUGAUCAUCAAUUGGAUACACCCAAUUUAUCACA